Triticum dicoccoides is the source of this 1624-nucleotide messenger RNA. RefSeq lists its product as uncharacterized. Lineage: Eukaryota; Viridiplantae; Streptophyta; Magnoliopsida; Poales; Poaceae. The record is from RefSeq and is a predicted model, not a curated record. Bases 312 to 1319 code for a protein of 335 amino acids. The transcript is spliced from 3 exons.
ACAUGGCCUCUCACAUGCACCCACCAUGACCAUUUUUCUAUCAUCCCUAGCCUCCUCCUCUCGCUUUCUCUAAUCAUAGAUUAAGUGAGCGAAAGUGAAGCCUCACCGCACCACUCUCCCUCCCGGUAAGUCCACUGCACCGACGGUUUCAUCCAACUACCGCGCACCUCCACCACGGCAGCCCCAGCCUCUUUUUCUUUAGUGAGCUGCCGUGCUACUUCACCACCCACAUCUGCUCCCCUGCUCGCCACUCCGCUCUGCUCAAGCAAGCAGAUCCAAGUAGCAGCAGAGCAGCAGCAGAGGCGGCCAGGAUGCACGCCAAGACGGACUCGGAGGUGACGAGCCUGGCCCCCUCGUCCCCGGCGCGCUCCCCGCCGCGGGCGGCCGCCAGCAACAACCCCGGCUCUGGCGGCGGGGUGAUGCGCGGGUCGGUGUACUAUGUGCAGAGCCCGUCGCGGGACUCGCACGACGGGGAGACCACCACCAAGGGGGCAACCUCCGUGCACUCCACGCCCGCGCUCAGCCCCAUGGCGUCCCCGCGCCACUCCCACUCCUCCGUCGGCCGCGACUCCUCCUCCAGCCGCUUCUCCCGCGGCCACAAGGACAAGUCCGGGGGCGGCCGCAAGGGCGCGCCGCCGGGGAAGGGGUGGCAGGAGAUCGGGGUCAUCGAGGAGGAGGGCCUGCUCGACGACGAGGACCAGCGCCGCCCCAUGCCCAAGCGCUGCAAGUAUUGCCUCAUCUUCGUCGGCGGCUUCGCGGUGCUCUUCACCUUCUUCGCCCUCGUGCUCUGGGGCGCCAGCCGCUCCCAGAAGCCGCAGAUCGCCAUGAAGAGCAUCACGUUCGAGAACUUCAUCAUCCAGGCCGGCACGGACGCGUCGCUGGUGCCGACGGACAUGGCCACCACCAACGCCACCGUCAAGUUCACCUACAAGAACACCGGCACCUUCUUCGGCAUCCACGUCACCGCCGACCCCUUCACGCUCUCCUACUCCCAGCUCAACCUCGCCGCCGGAGACCUGAAGAAGUUCUACCAGGGGCGGAGCGGGCGGCGGACGGCGAGCGUGAACGUGAAGGGGAACAAGGUGCCGCUGUACGGCAGCGGGCCGACGCUGAUGGCGCAGCCGGCGGGGGGCAAGGGCGGCGCCGGCAAGGUGAUCCCGGUGCCGAUGGUGCUGCGGACGACGGUGCGGUCGCAGGCGUACGUGCUGGGGGCGCUGGUGAAGCCCCGGUUCACCAAGGAGGUGGAGUGCAGGGUGGUGAUGAACCCCGCCAAGCUCAACAAGCCCGUCUCCCUCGACAAGGCCUGCAAAUACUCGUGAUCCGUCCAUGGUUGGUUGGUUGAUCGGUUGAUUGAGUAAUCGGAUCAAUUGGUUGAUCGGUCGAUGAGUAAAUUGUUCUUCUUCUUUUCUUGCCCUGUGCAUUUUUCUCACGUAUGCCUCUUCUUUUUGUGUAUCUAUAUGUGUUACUACCACUAUAAAUUAUUAUCAAGUUUUGUAAUGGCCGUGGUGGAUGUGACAGUGAUGGACCAACUACUCAGUGGAGUGAUUCUUUUCGGCGUUGCGUUGUUCCUUAGUACUUAUUUGUUCUUGUAAUUAUAUGUGUUGAGUUGGAGAGUUUGUUUCUA